Anguilla rostrata (American eel) is the source of this 2412-nucleotide messenger RNA. It is a transcript of the gene lbh, whose product is annotated as LBH regulator of WNT signaling pathway. The coding region runs from base 186 to 527 and encodes 113 amino acids. Gene Ontology annotation, cellular component: nucleus. The record is from RefSeq and is a predicted model, not a curated record. NCBI's taxonomy places the organism in Eukaryota, Metazoa, Chordata, Actinopteri, Anguilliformes, Anguillidae. The transcript has 3 exons. Gene Ontology annotation, biological process: positive regulation of DNA-templated transcription.
AUCCAACGGCGCCUCUAUACCCCAUCAGCGCGAGACUAAGUUAACUCUAGUUCUAUGCAAUCGAGUGUAUACAUUUUUAAGACAUUGUCGGGUUGGUUUAUAUAGGCUACACCGAGUGCGAUAGUCGAUAAACUGAGAUAGUUGCGUUUUCCUUGGUCAUCUAAACGAACAGCAGGUGUGAAUUAAUGUCUGUAUAUUAUCCUCAAGUGUAUUGCCCUGUGUUUGUGACCUGCGGAGACAUGACUGAGGUGAUGAUAACCAGCAGCCCUAUGGAGGACAUCCGCCUGAGUCCCAGCAAAGACAGGCACUCCUACCAGAUCUUUCCGGAUCCUUCCGACUUUGAGCGCUGCUGCAAGCUGAAGGACAGGCUGCCCUCCAUCGUGGUGGAGCCCACGGACGGGGAGGUGGAGAGCGGAGAGCUGCGCUGGCCGCCCGAGGAGUUCCUGGUCAGCGAGGAGGAAGAGGAGGAGGAAGAGGAAGAUGGCAAGCACGAAGCUGGACAGCCACUUCAGAACUCUCAGCACUGAGAAUGGCAUAAGCACACACACACACACACACUCACACACACACUCACUCACUCACUCACUCAAACAAUCAGGAGCACACACAGUCACAGCUGCCUAUCGGCAACUGGAGACACACAGGGCAUCAGUACUGACAUUGACAAGCCGGCAGAGAGGCAGAGGGAACUGCACAUAACUCAGUGUGGACUCUGGGAGAGCAGCAAUAUGCACAUUUACAUGCUUAGAAUACCGCAAGAAACACACACUCCGCCAGGCACACAGUGAUAUGCCACUUGACACACACCACUGUACACGCACAAACACACACGCACGCACGCAUACACACACACACACACACACACUGUUCAAUCGCACACGAGUACGUUGAGCAUGUCUCCGGCAGUAUGUUGGCCUGACGGGUGUGUCGCUGGAUCAGCUGUGGCUCACGCACACAGCCGUGGUGGUGCGCUCGUGCGUUGCCGGGGCAACCGCUCGCAUUCUCCACCAGCUGAGACUCACCGGUCGCUCGGCCGCAGAGCAAAAGACUCUUUCCCCGCAUGCUAAUCCCCAUCGAGACGCCCUCCAUGGGGACUUCUUUUUUUAUUUUCCACACUCGCGUAUAUAUAUAUAUAUUUGAUUAUGUUCGUUUUUUUUGGGGGGGGGGGGGGGGGCUGGGGGUGGGUUUGGGCGUGUUAAAGGAUUCCACAGCCAGUUUCUCAGUGUUUGUGUGUCCGUCUGUACACGUGUACUUGUCAUUUCGUCUUCUUUUUUUGUUUGUUUGUCGUUCCGUGCUCAUUUCUGAUGGCAGAAAGGAUGAGGGAGGAGACUGCUGUCAGAAAGAAGAGCUCUUAUCACGUGGGCAGGGUGCAAUGUUUAGAUGACACGUGCUGAGAUUGUGUCUGUUCGGCCCGAGCGAGCUUCCCUGUGACCCGAGGGGAGUGCGUUUGAUUGGCUCAUUUCUCCCGCGGGCCCCCGUCUUCCUGAGGAUUAGCCUAUCAGGGCCAACUUGGAGAAAGUGUCUAGAAGUGGGGUUUCAAGUGCAUUUUGAAAGUAUUGAAAGUGAUCGACUUCCUUUGCGCUGUUAGACGGCAGUCCGUUACCACGACCUUGCUUACUUGGGGGCACACAUGAGACCUGUUGUGACCCUGUUAAGCCCUGCACGGACAGUGUUGACUUUGAAGUCAUUUGGGGCGAGCAGACAGAAUAUGAAUCCGUGUGUUUUAGGUGCCUGAGUGUGUCCUGGGUGUAUUUUGAGCGGUCGACGUUACCUUAACACCACAAUCUGAAGCCUUAUACCUGAAUACCUGAGGGGUGGAUCGAGCUUAAAUCCCUUUUCCUAAUGUUAAAAGUGUUCUGGACCUGACAGGAGUAGCAGAAGUGAACAUUUUAUCCCCCUACUGUUCUCCUAUCCUAUCCUAGCCCGGUUUUGGGAUGUUUUGCCAAAUGCCAGUCACACAAGUUAGAUUUGAUUGCACUCAGUUCAUAUUAGUUGACUGAACCUUAUCUGUUAAAGCUCUUUGUCCCACCUAGAGGCCAGUGACCUUGAAGCCACAUUCUGCCCUGUCGAACAGGGAAAGGCUACGUGCACAAAUAGUUGAGGGUAUCUUGUCCGUCCCGUCGCGUUUGUGUGUUGCCAUGUCCAUGUUGUUUCUGUGACUUUUUUUUUCUUUUUUUCUCCAGUGUACAUCGGUGUGGUUCUAACUGAAAUUAGAGCUCUGUAUAGCUUUUUAUUUUUCCUCUCUCUGCACGCUCUCCUGUAGUUCGUUUUUGUAUUUGUGAAGCUCAGGGAGAUUAGCUGCCAUUAUUUUCUCUUUUGUGUUUUUUUUUUUUGUUUUUUUGUAUUUAGACCACUUUCUCUGUCAUAAAUGCAGAGGAUGUAAAUAAACAUUUGAAAGUUCUUUCCAAUCUU